This is a messenger RNA of Ogataea angusta, 714 nucleotides long. RefSeq lists its product as uncharacterized. NCBI's taxonomy places the organism in Eukaryota, Fungi, Ascomycota, Pichiomycetes, Pichiales, Pichiaceae. The transcript has a single exon. Bases 1 to 714 code for a protein of 237 amino acids. The record is from RefSeq and is a predicted model, not a curated record.
AUGCCAGUUAUCCAGCUGGAUCCGGAAAAUGGACGCUCGCGCGAGAUCCUUUCACCUCAGCCGCGGUUCAGCCAGACCUCGCAGACGCUGCUGGUGCCGCCGCCCCCAAGACACACCAGCUCGUCCCCGUUCGCAGCAAAUAGAAUGAUAUCCCUAUCCACUUCCUCGAUCACCUCGCUAAUUCCGUCCUUGUACAAUUUGAGCACCAACCACUCGACUUCAAGCCUGAUGAAUGCUACUGCCAACUCCACGUCGGAAAAUCUGGCAUUUAUCUCGGACGCAUUGGCCAGAGAGUCGGACGUGACUGUCUCGACAAACAUCACGUCCCAGGCAGAAUAUAAAGGAUUCGCGGCAUACGUUAUUAGCUUCAUCUUCUUGUUCAUAUGGCUGAGCUGGUCCAUGAUCCCAGAUUCGCUCCUCAACAGCGUUGGCAUAUAUUACUACCCAUCAAGAUGGUGGGCCCUCGUCAUUCCAGCAUAUGUCUUGGUAUCCAUGAUGUACACAUAUGUGGCCCUUGCAUUAUACAACGUAGAAGUGAAAACUCCUCCUUUAGAUGACCCCCGGACAAUUGCAGACCCGGAUGGUGUUGUUAUCACAGAACUGCCGCACUAUCAGAAAAAAGACCUCGAUCGCUAUCUAUUUUCUUCCACCAGUGGAGUUUGGGACUUGCCGCUGAGUGAGGUCAAUAAGGUGUUGUACGGGGAGGAAGACUAA